AUGCAGCUCCUCGUGCAGACCCUCGGCGGCGCCGUCGAGCCCGGCGUGAGGCAGGAGUACGGCGACAUGGAGGUGGAGGUCACCGCGCCCUCCUCCGCGCUGUACGGGGAGGACGGGAAGCGGCAGUCGGUGUGGAUGAGCCACGGCGACGAGGUCGUCAGGCUGCCCGAGGGGUUCGAGGUUGUGGCGCGCAGCGUGCAGGGCGCAAUCGCCGCCAUCGAGCACCGGGAGAAGCGCUUCUAUGGGCUCCAGUACCACCCGGAGGUGACACAUUCGCCCCAAGGGAUGGAAACACUGCGCCACUUUCUCUUUGAUGUUUGUGGGAUUAAAGCCGACUGGAAGAUGCAAGAUGUACUGGAUGAGGAGAUUAAGACCAUCAAAAGUAUGGUUGGGCCUGAUGAACAUGUGAUUUGUGCCUUAUCAGGAGGAGUUGAUUCAACAGUUGCAGCCACUCUUGUUCAUAACGCAAUAGGGGAUAGGCUGCACUGUGUUUUUGUGGACAACGGUCUAUUGAGAUAUAAGGAGCAGGAACGAGUUAUGUCAACCUUCAACAGUGACUUGCACCUUCCUGUCACAUGCAUUGAUGCCUCGGAGAAAUUUCUUAGCGAGUUAAAAGGAGUCAAGGACCCAGAGAUGAAAAGAAAGAUUAUUGGCAGGGAAUUCAUUGCUGUAUUUGAUGAAUUUGCUCACAUGUUAGAAAAGAAGAUAGGGAAAAGACCUGAAUAUUUGGUUCAAGGAACAUUAUACCCUGAUGUGAUUGAAUCAUGCCCACCCCCUGGGAGCGGGAGGACACAUUCCCACACCAUCAAAAGCCAUCACAAUGUAGGUGGCCUUCCCAAAGAUAUGAAGUUGAAGCUCAUUGAACCACUGAAGCUUCUAUUUAAGGAUGAGGUUCGGAAGCUGGGAAGUAUCCUAAAUGUCCCAGAGUCAUUCUUAAAGCGACACCCAUUUCCUGGGCCUGGUCUUGCUGUACGUGUCAUAGGUGAUGUUACAGCAGGCAAUGCUCUGGAGGUUCUUCGUCAGGUGGAUGAGAUAUUUAUUCAAGCCAUUAAAGAUGCAGGCCUCUAUGAUGAAAUUUGGCAAGCUUUUGCUGUGUUUUUGCCUGUCCAGACAGUUGGGGUCCAGGGUGACCAGAGAACUCACUCCCAUGUGGUUGCUUUAAGGGCAAUUACCAGUGAGGAUGGCAUGACUGCAAAUUGGUGUCCCUUUUCUUUUAAAAUCCUGCCAGGUAUGAUUUUGAACGCCCGUUCCUGGUUGAUGUGGUGA
Triticum turgidum subsp. durum (durum wheat) is the source of this 1266-nucleotide messenger RNA. The record is from the annotation of a GenBank genome assembly. Lineage: Eukaryota; Viridiplantae; Streptophyta; Magnoliopsida; Poales; Poaceae.